AUGUGCAGUGCUCUGAGCCCAAAGGCACGAGGACCUGGCCUUUCUGAUAUGCAUCAAUACAGCCAGUGGCUGGCCAGCAGACAUGAGGCCAACUUAUUACCGAUGAAAGAGGAUCUAGCGCUGUGGCUCACAAACCUACUGGGUAGGGAGAUAACAGCAGAAACUUUUAUGGAGAAGUUGGAUAAUGGUGCCUUGCUGUGUCGACUAGCUGAGACCCUACAAGAGAAAUUUAAAGAAAACAGUUUUGAUGCAAACAAGCCUGGCAAAACCCUGCCAGUGCGGAAGAUUCCAUGCAAAGCCAAUGCUCCUUCAGGGUCUUUUUUUGCACGAGACAACACAGCAAAUUUCUUAUCCUGGUGCAGAGAUGUGGGGGUGGACGACACAUGCCUAUUUGAAUCAGAAGGCUUGGUCCUCCACAAGCAGCCCAGAGAAGUGUGCCUUUGUUUGCUGGAACUUGGAAGGAUUGCAGCCAGGUUUGGUGUGGAACCUCCUGGGUUAAUAAAGCUGGAGAAAGAGAUUGAACAAGAGGAAAUACUUUCAGCCCCUCUUCCGUCUCCUUCACCCUCCCCAACAAAGUCUCCAGGGAAAAAGAGCACAGGAAAACUGUUGGAUGAUGCUGUCAAACACAUUUCUGAAGAUCCUCCUUGUAAAUGCCCCAAUAAAUUCUGUGUGGAGCGUCUUUCACAAGGACGGUACAGAGUUGGAGAGAAGAUCCUUUUUAUUAGGAUGCUGCACAACAAACAUGUGAUGGUUCGUGUAGGAGGAGGAUGGGAGACUUUUGCAGGGUACUUGCUGAAACAUGACCCAUGCCGAAUAAUGCAGAUCUCUCGGGUGGAUGGGAAAACCUCUCCAAUCCAGAGCAAGUCUCCGACCAUCAAGGACAUGAAUCCAGACAAUUACUUGGUUGUUUCUGCCCAUUACAAAACCAAGAAGGAGAUUAAGUGA
This is a messenger RNA of Emys orbicularis (European pond turtle), 945 nucleotides long. It is a transcript of the gene GAS2, whose product is annotated as growth arrest specific 2. Bases 1 to 945 code for a protein of 314 amino acids. Gene Ontology annotation, cellular component: actin filament. The transcript is spliced from 7 exons. The record is from RefSeq and is a predicted model, not a curated record. NCBI's taxonomy places the organism in Eukaryota, Metazoa, Chordata, Testudines, Emydidae. Gene Ontology annotation, biological process: actin crosslink formation. Gene Ontology annotation, molecular function: actin filament binding; microtubule binding; cytoskeletal adaptor activity.